GAACUGAUGGACAGGUCUUGAUCAGGCUUUAAAAAGCAAGACGCUUGGUCUAACGUAUUCAUGUUGUUAUAGUGCAUAUUAAUAUCCUUCCUAAAUAUACUCUCCCUAAAUGCCUGCCUGGAGACAGUGAUGGGCUGGAUGAGAGGUAACAAGCUGAGCCUGAAUCCAGAUAAGACGGAGUUCCCUGUUUUUAACAAAUUGUUUAAAAACAUCUUCACAAUGAGUACAGCUGUGGAGCGAAAGUUCAUUAAUCUGAGGAAGCGGCUGGAUCAGCUUGGCUAUCGACAGCCACUUGGAGUGGAGAGUUUGCCUUUGGUGGAAAAGCUUUUUAGUGACCUCGUUCAUACAACUGAGAGCCUGAGGAGUUCAAAGUUAUCUGCUGGAAAAAUUGAAAAAGAAUUCAGCAACUUUGAUGUUGUGCUGGAACCUUAUCGAGAAGAAAAUUCUAGACUCACACGUGAAAAUAAUGAACUACACUUAGAGAUUUUGAAACUAAAGGAGCAAUUGGAUCAUCAAGUCAAAGAUUUGAAAGCCACAUUAAGGAAAGCAGAACAUGAGACUGCAGACAUGAAAUUUCUGAAUAACCAGUACACACACAAAAUUAGAGUAUUGGAGAAAGAAAAUAAAGCCAAGACUGAAAAGAUCCAGCAGCUCCAAGAGAAAAAUCUGCAAGCAGUGGUUCAGACACCAGGUGGUAGGAAAAGAAAUAUUCCUUUCAGGCGUCAACGUAUGCAAAUAGAUCAGCCAGUUCCUCCCUCAGGAACAGAUGCCUAUCCAAUUCCUCAGCCAGAUGACCCGUAUAUUGCAGAUCUUCUUCAAGUGGCUGACAACAGGAUUCAGGAGCUGCAGCUAGAAGUGGCUGACUUGCAAGAAAAGCUAGAGAUAGCUGAACGUGGAAUGAAAAAUUACAGCAAACAGGUUGAGCUGCGAGACAAUGAAAUUGAACGUUUAUCAGCAGCACUGGAUGGUGGUCGCUCUCAUGAUGUCAUAUCGUUAGAAGCCAAAAGCAGAAGUAGUGAAAAAAUUAUUGCUCACUUAAAUUUGCAGGUAGAACUUCUACAACAAGCAAACAGAGAACUUGAAAUGCGCAUAGAAGAUCUUUUAGACAGUAGAAAAAAUGUAACUAGUGAGGUAGUUCAUUUAAGCAAUACAAAUGAAGAACUGUGCCAAGAACUGAGUGAAAUAGAUCAUUUGGCACAACAGUUGGAAAGGCACAAAGAAAUGGUGCUUGAAACUGCAGAUAAAGAGAUUGGAGAGGCUAAGGAAGAGAUUAAAAAAAAGUACAGUGAAAUCCAGGAUUGUGAAGAGACUAUAGUGAGACUUAAGUCAGAAUUAUCUUCAUGUCGUAGAGAAAAAGAUAGGCUGACUGAAGAACUCUGUGAAAAAACAGAUGAAAAACAAGAUCUUGAGUUGGUGUUGAAUCAGGUUCAACAAGAGAAUCGCAGACUAGCCAAAAAGGUUGAAAACUUUGAACUUAUAGAUCGGGAGCUUGUUGUCGAACUAGAGAGAAUGAGGUUAGAGGGUGGCAUAGCACUAGGAGACAAGUCACCUUCUCGUCUAGAUACAUUUGUAAAGACUAUAGUAGAAGACAGAGACUACUAUAGGCGAGAACUAGAGUGUCUCCAAAAGAUAAUCAAACGAAGAUCUAGCCCAUUACACAAGUCUCCAGAAAAGAGUGAUAAUCUUAGACUGGUUACAAGAGAGAGAGAUGAACUGCAGUCUAUGCUAGAUAGAUUUGAAAAGCACAUGAUAGAAAUUCAAUCAAAUGUGAAACUGUUAACUGCAGAAAGGGACAAACUAAGUAUUCUUUAUGAACAAUCUCAGGAUGAAUUGGACCGUCUCCGGAGAGAAACAAACACUUGUUUUCUAACCCAGAGUCAAGUAGAAGAGGAGCGAAACAUUGCAUUGGCUGAUUUCAGAAGAGUGGUAGCAGAGAAAGAAGGGCUUAGGGAGAAAUCAAAGAUCCAGCAAGAGGAGUAUGCUUUAGAAAAAUUAAAAUUGGAGCAGGAAAUAGCAGAGCUGGAAAACACUAUUCAACGAUUGGAAACAGAACAGCUUCCUCAAAUAACUACAGUUUCAUUAUUGAAAGACAGAAUAGCCUGCUUAGAAGGUGAAUUAAAUGUCAAGUCUCGUCAGCUCUCCCAGACUUCUGAGGAUACGUCACAAUAUAAAUCAGAGUUGAGCUCACUUCAACUAAUCAAUGAACAGAUACAGAAGUCCCUAGAUGAAGUACAGCAUCAGUUGUCUGUCAAAGAGGAUAAACUUCAAUCGGCACAAGAAGACAUUUUGAUGCUUGAAGAUCAGCUAGGUAAAUUAAAUAGUAAGGGCUCUACACAGGAUGAGACCAUCAGUGUGCUCCGAAGUACUAUUAAUGUAUUGGAUAAGGAAAAGGACAGCCUUCAGGAGAGUGUAGAUGAAAAGACAGAGAGAAUUGCAUAUCUAGAUGACAAUUUAGCAAACAAGGAAAAAACUAUCAUCAAUUUGCGACAAACAGUUGUUCAGCUGGAGUCCUCCUUAGACCAAUUAAAGAGUGCCUCGAGUGGUAAAGACCGUGAAUUGGCUAGCCUCCGCCGCCAGCUUGAUGGAGCACACUCUGAGCUUGGAGAAACUGGGACGGUAAAAGAAAUGGCCCUGAAGGAAAACAGAAGACUGCAGGAUGACCUAGCCACAAUGGCCAGAGAAAACCAGGCAGUCUCAAUGGACUUGGAACUCUCCUUACGUGAAAAAGAAGAAUUGAAAAUUAGAAUUCACAAUUAUAUAACUGAAGUAUCCCGGUUUGAAAACUUAAUGGCUUCGAAGGAAAGGGAAAACCAGGAGUUAUUACAAAAGUUCCAGAUGCUCCAUAGCCAAGCUGAGAACUGGGAAGUAAAAGCCCAUCAAGCUGAAGGGCAAAGCAGCUCAGUACGACUGGAACUCCUCUCUAUUGAUACAGAACGAAGACACCUUAGAGAGAGAGUGGAACUACUGGAAAAAGAAAUUCAGGAGCAUAUCAUUGCCCACCAAGCUUAUGAAUCACAGAUUUCUUCAAUGGCAAAAAAUAUGGCCAGACUGGAGGAGAGUCUCCAACGUGAAAAAGAUGCAAAAGCUUCAGCAUCAGUUGAUAUGGUUUCUGUCAGAGAGCUGUGUGUGAAACUGGAGUCGGGCAAAGAACAACUGUCACGUCAGUUAACAUCCAAAUCUCUAGAUUUUGAGAAGGUUAUAUCAGAAUUGGAAGAUGCAAAAGCAGAAGCAGAGCUGUUAAAAAAGCAGUUGUCCAGUGAGCGACUUACAAUAAAAAACAUGGAAACACUCUUGACUACUAGCAGAGACAAGGAGUUUCAGAAUCAUUUGAUAACCCAUGAAAAAGAUUCAGAGAUACAGCUACUCAAAGACAAGCUAACGCUCUCGGAAAGUAAACUAACAAGUCUUAAUAGAGAAGUUUCUAUACUCCGGAAUAAACUUGCGCAGCUGCAGGCUGACUAUGAUAUUGGAAAAAGACAGCUGACGACAGAACGAUUUGAACGGGAACGUGCCAUUCAAGAGAUGCGUCGGCAUGGUCUUUCUACCUCUUCUCUACGUGCCUCAUCCCCACUUAGUUCCACAAUGAGAUCUUCUUCACAUUCUCCGGAGAGAGCACUUACAGGAACAGAACGAACAGACAAAUCAGAAGUGCACUUCGAGGUGUUGACACAGUUGAGUUCCAGCUUUUAAAGGCAUAAAACAAGGCAGGUUAGGAUAGAAAAGCUGUUAGAUGAGGAAACUGCAGUGUUCAGAGCAUAACUGCAGACUGGCAUGGACUUUUGAAGAAAAGUGUAUUUUAAUUAAAGACAUCAUUAAGAAGAACUGAAAAUGUCAUACAAUGAAGAUGGAAGACCCAAUCUUAAAUUUCGAUUGUCUACUUGGCUUAUAAUAUCUGUUGAAGCAUGUUCUUUUAAUAAAUAAAGGUGGUAUUAACUGGAAUGAUGAUUUCAGCAGAAGUAUCCUAGUUAAUUUAAAUAUAAGAAUUGCCAUUUAUUACUGUGUUUAAGGUAUUGAUGUCUCAUUAGCGUAAUGUCCCCUUUUGGACAUCCUGGACUAUUCAGACUGGAAGUAGCAAAAGAGAAAGUAAAUUGUAACGGUGUUCUUAAUACAGUAUGCCAUACCAGCCCUGCUUCAUGUGUUAGAAAAGAACCACAAGUAGCUCUUCUGCAAAUUUACUUUGAAUGUCUAAAUCAGCCCUCAGUGCUUGGUGUAAACUAUGGUGAUGCAAGGGCAGAUUCAUGGUAAACUUGUGAAGUGUUUUGUUAACAUUUAACAUAUAUAAAAUAACUGCUAAAUUAAGGAAGAUACUGCAGUUUUGUGUGUUAAGAAAAUGUGUAAAUCAUGGUACUUCCCUGAAUUAGAUACUGUGAAAUGCUCUAUUGAAAAACUUGUGUUUUUUAAUAUAUCUAUAUGCCACUGUAAGGUAGCAAAACACCACUGUCCUGAAACAGCUUCAAGAGGGUUUCCAUUAUUCAACUGGAAUAUUUUUGAGUGGCUUUAAAUAUAUGACACUCUCUCUUAUGGAUUUGUGGUGUUUGUUUUGUAUGUAAUACUUCGUAAGCAAUACAAAGUAAGCUCUUUUGUUCUAUAAACAAUGCUGCACUAUUUUUAAAAUUAUAAAACGUGUGAAGGACUCUAGGUGGCCGAAUUAAUCAGCUACAUUUCUUAAUCAUGAGAAGGGACCACUACAUUGCUGAGAGUUAGACAAAAAGCUCAGGAAAGUGCAAAAAAACCCGGUAGCUGCACUUUCAAGAAAGUGGUUUUCCACUCACAAAGUCCACUCUAGAAGGGCACGCUCUAAUCUUUUGACAUACAUCCCUACCUCAGUGUGGAACUACACAUGCCAACAUGUUGUAUUCAUGGUUCCUGCCAUUACAAAUCUUCAUCUCCUUCAACAGUACUCCUUAGAUUCUGUGGCAGAUGGAGUAAAAGGGGUUCCCUUGUGUAUUUGAAGUCUGCACUGGACAAGGGUGAACUCUGCUUCCACUUCAGCUGACUGGAAAUGGGAUGGAAUAUAUUCAAAUCCAUUGCAGACCGUGUCUAGUAUCCUCCUCUGGAUGUUGCCUCAGAUCUGCUAUAGUUUGUUUUUUUCCUCAGUCAACUCAUGCUUCUAAAAUUGGCCUCUCAACACAGUUCAGAAACCUCAGUUGGUCCACAAUACAGCUGAUAGGAUAUUGACUGGAGCUGGUAAAUUGGAACAUAUAAUAUGCUCCAAUAUAUACUGCCUACACUAGUUAACAGGACUUGGUCAAAGUGCUUCUUUUGACCACUAAAGCCUCAAUGGCCUAGGUUCAGACUAUAUUAAGAAUCUUCUCCAUCUAUAUGAUUCUGACUUAGACUUUGUUCUGUGUUAUCAGGAGGUACAGGGUAUUUUGUGUAAUGGCACUGAGACAGUGGAAUGACCUGUAAAAGAAAGGCCACCUGUCUUCAGUUGGCAGCUAUGACCUAUAUUUUCCAGUGGGCAUUUUUAGGCGUUACCUUUUAAAACAGCUCUUUGACUGUUGCUCUUUUUGCACUAAUUUGUACUUGUAGUUUUAGCUUAGUUUUGAGUUGAUAAUGGUUGAUGUACUGCUUUUAAUUUUUAUAUAUUUGCCACCUUGAAUAUUGUUGCAGAAAGGCAGGAUUUAAAAAGUGUUGGAAAUGAAUGAUAAAUAUGAAAAUGUAGAAAGAGAAAGUGGUACAUGGGCAUGUUACAGGAACCUGCAGCCAGGGGCGUAACUGUAAUAGGGCAAGGGGAGACAGUUGUCUGGGGGCCCGCCGCCUCAAGGGGCCCACCAGAGACAAAUCACAUGACUCCCCCACCUGCCUGCCCAGGCUUCAUUCGUUAUUAAUUAAAAUGGUUCUUUUUUUGA
Molecule: messenger RNA, 5852 nt
Organism: Hemicordylus capensis (graceful crag lizard)
Lineage: Eukaryota; Metazoa; Chordata; Lepidosauria; Squamata; Cordylidae
Gene: CEP135
Product: centrosomal protein 135
Exons: 27
Coding region: 130-3690 (1186 amino acids)
Source: RefSeq, a predicted model, not a curated record